This is a messenger RNA of Mus caroli (Ryukyu mouse), 9803 nucleotides long. The record is from RefSeq and is a predicted model, not a curated record. NCBI's taxonomy places the organism in Eukaryota, Metazoa, Chordata, Mammalia, Rodentia, Muridae.
UCUCCCAGGUGGGGAAAGGAAGGCAUUUGCUCUUCUAGAACCUGGGUGGGGCUGGAGCAGAGUAAAGUGUAUGUCCCCUAGGACGCCCUGUGUGGUGGCCCAGAAGGGAGCAGGUAGUGGCCCUUUGACUCAUCAGGGUAGCUGGGAGACAAAGUGAGGCCAUGCUGGGGUUCCCUCUUCUUCUCUCAGGGGCCUGAUGGGUAUAUAUGGCACCGGUGGGCCAAUAGAGCUGUGUCUCUAUGAUGCCACAAUUUCCCCAGGGAAGAAAAGUGUGUCCUGAACCUUUUGUACCUUUUGCCCAGCAGCCUACUCCUCUUCUGAGCUGGGCUCUGGUGGGUGGGUUUCUCGGGUCUCUUCUGAAUAGGUUUCCUUUCUAUUUUGAGCCCAGGGAUAUGCAGGGACCCUCCCUCCAGUCAAACUUACUCAAAUUUUAUUCUUUAGAGAACAUUACGAGUUGAAUUUUGUCUUAGUCUUGAGUUAUGAACCCCGAGUCUUGUGGAGUUGGGGAUAGAACCCAGAACCUUUGUGGAUGCUGGGCAAGUGUCCUGCCCUGAGUCAUGCCCCUGGCCAUGUAGACAACAGUUUGAGAGAGCCCGUGCACAGGAAAAUGGGACUCUCCUCCUGCUCAGUGUCCCUCCCUCAGAACCCCUGGGGGACCUACUCAGCAAAGCUGUGCCUGCAGCUGGCUCCUCCUAGGCCAGUAGUUUUCCACAUUUAAAAAUUCAUGACCCAUUAAAAACUAUAAAAAUCCCAUGCCCUUUGUGUUUUGUGAUGCAGAGUACCCUAGUCUCCUUUUCAAAAUAUGAAAUAAUAAUAUUGAUUCUGCAUGCCUUAGAAUAAAGUCCCCUCCUCCAGUUGAGAAUUGCUGUCCAAAGCCCUUAAAACUCAACACUGGCAUUAAAGACAGAACAGAAAUUACAGGUCACACCAGGUUGGUGUCUGAGCUUCCAAGGCUCUCUCUGCCCUUCAGAUUCUGGUGAACGAGGUGGGCACCAUACACAGGGCCUGCCAGGGAGAGAGGAGGGGACAUCUUUGGCACAUAAUUAGUUUCCAUCAUCUCAGGGGCUGGGGUGCCAGAGGUGUGAAUAGAAGGAACAAUUAAUACAACUCUGACUCCAGGGAGCUGGAUUGUAGCUGGGGGAAAUAGGAGCAGGCUGCGUAACCAACAAACAGUCCCGAGACACAGACACAUUUGCACCCACACAGCAUCCACAGCCUGUCUCACCCUUCCUACCAGACCUGUCAGAGCCACACACUCCAGACUGGAACUGUGCCUGCUGCAGGCAUCAGAUAAACGUCCUAGAGUGACAGAUACACACCCUGCUGCAGAGCCUAGCGAGAUCACUCCCGUGCCUACCAGACCUGCACACCCUCCUUCUCCUUGCCCCAAGUCCUGCUCUGCCUCUUUAAGGCCCCCACGUGAUAGCUAUGCUCAGUGGCCUACAAAGGAUUCUGACUGGUGCUAUUCAGUGUCUCAUCCCCAGGGAAGGGAGGGGAGCCGAGACAGACAGACAGCAGGCUUGUCCUGUUGUGGCCACCAAGCACAAGUCUUGGAUGGCAAAUAAUGAGGAGCCGGGAACUGUCCCUGCCUGGCUACAGUUGAAUGCCUUAGCUUCUUCUGUCCACACCCUCAAAUCUCCAGCUCCUUUCUUCUUAGAAGCUGGUGCCCCUCCCUGCACUCCAUCAAUAGCCCUGUCUUUUCCCAGGCCCUCUGCCUUCUCCUGUCACAAGCAUUUGGUCCUGGGGCUGUUUGCUCCUUGUUCCUUGUGACAUGUUUUGUCCCCAGUGUGACUGAGCCCCAGUGUAAUUUCUAUCUUCCUUGUCAUUGGGGCCCCCUGGCCAGCAAGCUGGGGUACACAGGUUGCUCACAGAGUGCUCAUGGAAUGAACAGAUUCAUUUGCUGGUUCCAGCCUGCCCUACCACACAUCACCAGCCUUGUCUCUGUCUCCCACGACACCAUACUAACCCUGUGUUCUUGUCCCAGAGGGCUUUCCUGGGCACUGGGCACUGCUAUUCAGUCUCAAGUCCCAGCAGCCUCCUUGCCCUUUUUACAGCUCCCUUACUGUCCAUCAGCCCCUCCCCUCUAAGAACUCAGCAGCUCUGCCUCCUGCUGGGCUCUCUGCUGAAGGGCAGGGUCCAGCCCAAGAGAGGAAGCCUGUGGUCCAGUCCCCCCAAACUCCACACUGGAGAAGGGUGAAGGUGGAGAUGCAUAUGGGACACAGUGAAGGGAAUCACCUGACGGUUGGUCCCAGAAACGCUGGAAGGGUGAGGGCAUGACUUGGCUGUUCAGGAGAGCACUGAGUUUAGCCACAGGGGCCUGUCCUUUUCCCUUCAACUCGCAUCCCAUUGGUUAGCACUCAAGGGAACCAAGGCUGGGAUGAGACUCCUUAAUCACAUCUGGAGCCCCCUGUUAGGUGAUGUAAAUUUUAAUUGCCUUUUUGUUUAAGGAGUUGAAGGUGUCACCAGAGGAGUAUGCUAAGGUCCCAGAAGGAAUCUGGCUAGUCCCUCUCCCCUAUCACCCUUCAGCAACCGCUGAAUCAUUGUAUCAUAUCAAACCACCGUUGUAUCAUUUAAGCGGGAGCAAAAUAGCAACUUGUCUGCCAGGGAGGAGCUGGAGAUGAUGCUGGGCUUCCCUGACUCACUGCCCACUGCAGCCCCAGUUUUCCCGUAGUGUGAGCCCUCGGUGCUCCAUCCCUUGUCUGGCUGAGCUGGACACCGCUGAGUGCUGUCCUCCUGGGUGGUGUCACGGACUACAAGGGAACUACCCAUACUACCUGUCCUGUGCUCCUCACUGUCUGGUCUGUCUCUUCCUCUGGUGUCGGUUGGCUUGUCUCUGCUUCUCCUUCUGGCCGCAUGAGGACCCCCUCCUCUGGACAGGAGCUCUCUUCUGGGUUCCAGCCCGCUGUGCCUGCUCACAGCCGUCAACUAGGCAGAGCACGCUGGAGUCCGCACCUACUUCUUCAGUGCUGAGAGCCCCGAGGAGCAGGAGGCCUGGAUCCAGGCCAUGGGCGAGGCUGCUCGGGUCCAGAUCCCUCCAGCCCAGAAGUCCGUGCCUCAGCCUGUGCGGCACAGCCUCGAGAAGCCAGACUCAGAGAACAUCCCACCCAGCAAACACCAUCAGCAGCCGCCUCACAACAAUCUCACCAAGCUGGAGCCUGAGGCCAAGACUCGAGGGGAGGGGGACGGCAGGGGCUGUGAGAAGGCCGAGCGCAGGCCUGAGAGGCCUGAAGUCAAGAAAGAGCCUUUGGUAAAAGCCAAUGGCCUCCCAUCUGGACCUGAGACAGCCUCAGAGCCUGGCAGCCCUUACCCCGAUGGCCCGAGGGUUCCAGGAGGUGGGGAACACCCUGCUCAGCCCAAUGGCUGGCAGUAUAGCUCCCCAAGCCGACCAGGGAGCACAGCUUUUCCACCUCACGAUGGGGACUCUGGGGGACAGCGGCGGAGCUAUCCACCACGUACUGACCCUGACAAAAUUGCCCAGCGCAAAAGCUCUAUGAACCAGCUUCAGCAGUGGGUGAACCUGCGCCGAGGCGUGCCCCCGCCCGAAGACCUUCGGAGCCCUUCAAGGUUCUACCCUAUGCCCCGCCGGGUCCCUGACUAUUACAGUCCCUACUCCUCCCAGUAUCCUGACGAUUACCAGUACUACCCACCAGGGGUGCGGCCCGACAGCAUCUGCUCCAUGCCAGCCUACGAUAGGAUUAGUCCACCCUGGGCCCUGGAGGACAAGCGCCACUCCUUCCGGAAUGGGGGUGGACCCGCUUACCAGCUUCAUGAGUGGAAGGAGUCCACCAGCUACGGGCGGCAGGAUGGCACCGUUUGGAUCCCCAGCCCUUCCCGACAGCCAGUCUUUUAUGACGAGCUGGAUGCCGCCUCUGGCUCCCUGCGCCGCCUGUCCUUGCAGCCCCGGUCCCACUCUGUGCCCCGCUCGCCCAGCCAGGGCUCCUACAGCCGUGCCCGCAUCUACUCCCCAGUGCGCUCACCUAGCGCCCGUUUUGAUCGGCUGCCACCACGCAGUGAGGACAUCUAUGCAGAUCCCGCUGCCUAUGUGAUGAGGCGAUCCAUCAGCUCCCCAAAGUAUGAUUACCUGGGAGACAGGCGGCCAGUCCCUGCAGGACUGUUCCCCUACAACUACCCAUCAUCCCCCACGGUCCACGAUAAGAUGGAUGAACUGUUAGAUCUUCAGUUGCAAAGAAACCUAGAGUAUUUGGACCAGCAGAUGAGCGAGAGCGAGACUCUCAUCAGCAUGGUGAACCGAAUGGUGGAGAACUCCUCUCCUAGGCCCCACCUUUUCAUGCAAGUCCCUGCAUACCCAGAGGUGUUCCGGGAUGGCCUCCACACCUUCAAGCUAAACGAGCAAGACACAGAUAAGCUGCUGGGCAAGCUGUGUGAGCAGAACAAGGUAGUGAGGGAGCAGGAGCGGCUGGUGCAGCAGCUACGGGCAGAGAAGGAGAGCCUAGAAAGUGCCUUGAUGGGAACCCACCAGGAGCUGGAGAUGUUUGGGAGCCAGCCCGCCUACCCAGAGAAGCUGCUGCACAAGAAGGAGUCUCUGCAGAACCAACUCAUCAACAUCCGGGUGGAGCUGUCACAGGCGACCACGGCGCUGACCAACAGUACAGCCGUGUACGAGAACCUUGAAUCGGAGGUCUCUGCCCUGCAUGACGAACUCUGGGAACAGCUCAACUUGGAUAUCCAGAAUGAGGUGCUCAGUCGGCAAAUCCAAAAGGAGAUCUGGAGGAUCCAGGAUGUGAUGGAAGGGCUGAGGAAGAACAACCCCUCGCGGGGCACUGACACAGCCAAGCACAGAGGAGGACUUGGACCCUCAGCCACCUACAGCUCCAACAGCCCAGCCAGCCCUCUCAGCUCUGCCAGCCUUACCAGUCCCCUGAGCCCCUUUUCAAUGGUGUCUGGCUCUCAGGGUUCUCCCACUAAGCCAGGGUCCAGUGAGGAACCUGGCCCACCUCGGCCACCCCUCCCCAAAGCCUACGUCCCCCUGGAAUCUCCUCCCACCGUCCCUCCACUCCCCAAUGAGAGCCGCUUCUGGCCAUACCCCAACUCCCCUUCCUGGCAUCGAAGUGGCGAGACAGCCAAGGGCCAGCCCAAAACAGGCUAUGAGACAAGCAAGAAAGACCCGAGCCAGACAUCACCCCUGGGUACCCCUAGAGAUAUCAACCUGGUACCCACCAGACAAGAGGUGGAGGCAGAGAAGCAGGCAGCUCUCAACAAAGUUGGCAUUGUACCCCCUCGGACCAAAUCUCCUGCUGAGGAGGAGUUGACACCAUCAGCAGUGGUGAGAAGGACCACGAAUGGACUCACCAAUGGCCUCUCCUCACGGCAAGAGCGCCCCAAGAGUGCUGUGUUCUCUGGAGAGGGCAAGGUGAAAAUGAGCGUGGAGGAGCAGAUGGACCGGAUGAGGCGGCAUCAGAGCGGUUCCAUGAAGGAAAAGCGGAGGAGCCUACAGCUCCCAGCCAGCCCAGCCCCUGAGCCCAGCACCCGGCCUGCCUACAAAGUGGUGCGCCGUCACCGCAGCAUCCAUGAAGUAGACAUCUCCAACCUGGAGGCAGCCCUGAGAGCCGAGGAACCUGGCGGUCAGGCAUAUGAGACACCACGGGAGGAGAUCGCGAGGCUCCGCAAGAUGGAGCUGGAGCCUCAGCACUACGAUGUGGACAUCAGUAAGGAGCUCUCUACUCCAGACAAAGUCCUCAUCCCUGAACGGUACAUUGACCUGGAACCUGACACUCCCUUGAGUCCAGAGGAGUUGAAGGAGAAGCAGAAGAAGGUGGAGAGGAUCAAGACGCUCAUUGCCAAAUCCAGUAUGCAGAACGUGGUGCCCAUCGGCGAGGGGGACUCUGUGGACGUGCCCCAGGACUCAGAGAGCCAGCUGCAGGAGCAGGAGAAGCGGAUUGAAAUCUCCUGUGCCCUGGCGACCGAGGCCUCCCGCAGGGGCCGCAUGCUGUCUGUGCAAUGUGCCACCCCAAGCCCUCCCACCUCCCCUGCUUCCCCGACUCCACCAGUCAACCCCCUAUCGUCUGACUGCCCACGGGGCGCCGACAGCAGCCAUACCAUGCGGGUCUGAGCUCUGACUGCAAGCCCUGGCUGAGGCCAAUGCUGUGAAGCUCCACAGAGCCACCUUCUGAUAGCAUCUAUUGCACACCUGGGGCUCUGGCUUCUCACCCUGGCCUCCUGCUCUUGCACCCACCAUGGGAACACCUCAGAGAGCCAGGCUGGGGACCGGGGCUGCUUCAUAAAGGAACAUGGAUGCCUUCAAGUUCACAUCUGCUGCCCUUGCCCUGAAGCCUGCACUGUCAUGUUAUGGUUCUAAGGCAAGACCUGGCAUGGCAAGGCCAAGAUGGCGUCCUCUCUGAUCCCCCAGUCACGGGGAGCUCAAGUGCAGUUCUGGAUGGAUUGUGUGGCCCUCCUGCACCAUUCCCCGUGGAGUCCAUGUGCUGGUGGGAAGCAUGCACUCAGCUAUGGGUGAGGGCUAGAAGUGAAGACAAGACAGACUCCAUCCCUUGGGACCCGUACAACACAGCGAGAGGCCAGCUCUUGCCAUCACCUUCCUCCCGUUCAGUCCCAGAUGCCCAAGGCUUUGGCACAGCUCUGCUGAUGGGUUUCCCAGAGUUCACUGGAGGCCAGCCACCCUGCUUGAGCCAAAGAAGAUGAUGAGUUCUAGGGAGAGGCUCCUGGACUCCCAGAGGGGUCAAGUGUGUGAUGGAGAGACGACAGCAGGUCUUCACAGUGUCUGAGGGCAAGUUGGAAGCAAGGAGCAAGAUGGAAGAGAAAAGAGGCUUAGAGUGAAGGAAGAGAAGGCAAACGCUUUUCACAAGCAACAGGGAUGUAAAGAAGGAGGGAAAUGGGAAGGGAGAAUAGGAAUGGCUUCCCUAGUGUGGAGCCUUAGGUCAGUGCCAAGCAGAGGAGCUGUCACCUCUGUACCUUCAUGUCUUCCUCAGGGGCAGGAGGCCCCAGGAGGACUCGUGCCAGACACAUGCCAGCUCCAACUGAGGUGCUUGGUAGCAAGGUAUGAAGUAAGGCGUUGUUAGAGUGCUAUAGCCUGUGAGAUGGUCCUAUCUGUGUCAAGGCCUGCUGUCUCUCUCCCAGGGUCAUAGGCAGAGAGAAGACGGUCUCAUAUGAAGUCUGUCAGCCUUGGGGCCUUACCUAGCCAGUUGAAACCUGGAAAGUACUGUGGGCUGACUGAGGUUUUCCCUGGGAGGAGGAGUGAGGAAUUAACUGUGAGGCCAAGUUCUAGGUCCUUCCUUCUCAUCUCAGGCAUCUAGAGCAGGGCCAGACGCUUUCCUCCACCCCACCUGCCCAGGGAGGACAGGACAGGGAGAGACCCUAGCAGAGCAGAAUCUUCCUCUAGCCCACCUACUGUGAGUGAAUGUAGCCAGACAGCAGCAAAGGAAGGCUAGCUUCAGACACCAAGCUGCCAGGCCUGCUCUGCCACACAUUUUGCCCAGAGACUUUCAGCCUGAACAUCAGUGGCCCCAGGAAACAACUGCAUCAGCUCCCAUCAAUCCAUCACCACUCCGUCAUGGUCGGGACAGUUACUGGUUCAUAUGCAAGUAAAGAAGACAAUUCUUUCAACAAAUACUAGUGAAGCACUCUCUGUGUAUCAGGCACUGUUCUAGGUGCUUAGGAUAUUGUCUUGCUUCUGAGGGACUCUGGAUCGGGAGGAUUCCACCUGUUUUUGCCUCUCUCUGGCUUCUGGAAAGUGCUCCUUCAUGACAUCCCCUAUCUGCAUAGUUCAAGCACCCCAAAUCUGCCCUUUCCUCCUUAAAGACUGGUAGAUGGGAUCCGCUCCAGGUUACCCUCUCUCCCCAUACCCUCUUCCAAAAGAAACAAAAUUUUAGGGCUUUCCCCGUCUUUGUCUCUCCUUUUUUUAAAAAGUGGUAUUUUUUAGAAAUACACGUGGAAUACCAAGAAAUGUCUUUGCCUCCCCACCACUCUCACCUGCAUUUCAUAAAGCUGGCUCUUUGUGUUGCUUUACAUGGCCUUAAUAUAUGUUUUAUGGAAGUGAUCAUGUCAUGGGUAUCCAUGUAAUAUAUUUGUCUGGAUGUCAACCCUUUCCUCAGCUCCUGCCCCAACCUGUUUUUCUGUCCACGUCAUUUUUAGCAUAUUCAAGCCACACCCCUUGCCUUUUUGAUCCAAAGAAGGGGAGAGGAAAGAUUUAUUUUAAAGGCAGACCUAUUCUAUGCUUUUGUUUAAAAAGCAGAUCUAUUUUCAAAAUGUGCAAUGUCUGAAAGGGAUUGGUGAUGUGUGAGGGACCGGGGUGGCCGUCCCUGGUCCCAGUCUGUGCCCCUUCCUCUGCCCCGGUGGCUUCCCUCCCAUUACCCAGUCAUUGUAAAGGGCUGGUCCCCAGGUUCGCCCGGACUGCAUCCUGCAGGAAAAAGACAUUCCCUCGAAUGUCCUGGUCUAAGAAUUUGACUUUACUGUCAACUUUAGGAAGCAGUCCAAGGGAUGCCAAGCACGUGAGGGAAGCAGGUCAGGCAUCUGAGGGAAUGUUUACAAGUGCAGACGUGCAGUCCCCACAUGGGCCUCUGGACCACCUCCCAUCACCCCUCUGUGAGAAAAGGCCAACAGGUUGCUGGCAGCCAUCUUGAAUGAUGUCAGUCUGCUCCCUGAGAGACCCAAGACAGGAGGUGGAUCCCUGAGAGUGGCUUGGGGACCCCCUGUGUUCUUUGGUGAAUACUAGGAGCUGCCUGGGCCUCUCACAGUUUCUCCUGAGCCCACUCUGUGUCACACCUAUUUCCCUCUAAAACUUCUUUUUCAUUGGAGUUAUGGCACAUCAGUCUGGCAUCCAGACUUGAAGCCUGGUUCCUGGCUGGGAAGAGCCCCCACAGUCAAUGUCAAAGCCUAAAUCUUUCCCAAGAAGGAGCCCUCUGUGCUUUGACAGGCUGGGGGCUGGAGUUCUGCUGUGGCAGCUCAUCUCGGCAAGCUUGCUUUCUGACAGGUGAUGUGAGCAAGGAGGUUGGGAAGUUUACAGACCUCUCCCCAGAUCUGAAGUGAUGUGUUUGGGAAUUUGACAGCACUUCUCGCCUGCUUUUGAAGCCUGACCCUCCAACUCUGGCAUUUGUUGGCCCUCUUCCCAGACUGGAAGCGCUUGCUGUGAGUGAACAGGACCCAGGCAUAGGCCUAGGGCUGAGCACCCCAUCUGGGGAAAGUCCUGGCCACCCACACAGGGCCUUCCCAGUGAACACAUUACCUCCUCCACCAAAAAAGCCAAAAGGCUGUGAUCAGAUCAGAUACUGCUACCGUCACUUUAAAAGGAUUGUUCUGAGGAAGCAAGCUUGCAAGCAGCAAGCGUGCUCUCCUGCCUUUGUGAAAGGCAUGUUCUUGGGGCAAGGCUACUAUUGCAAGAUGGAAUCCUUUCCUUCCCCAUUAGGCACCCUCCUCCUGGCAGCUCUUUAAACUAAGGAAAAAUACUAUAUAUAAAUAUAUAUAUAUACAUAUCUAUUUAUGCACAUAUUUGGGGCCAAUUUGGUUUGCUAGUGUUAGACAAUAAACCAUACAAGGAAAUCUAUGCUCUCAGUGUCUUUAUUUAGUAUGGAAGUGACCUUAGACAAAGAGUUAAGGUUAGAUGAGCAGCCUCUCUGUUGGGACCACACCGUGGUAGCAUCCCCUGAGCAUCUGUCUAGCUGACCAACCCUCCCCUGGAGAAGGGACGCCUGGCUGAAGUAGGUGAGAACUUGCUCCCUCCAUUCAGCGGCGGCAAUCUUACUAGAUUAGGUAUGGAAGAACCCCAGUGAGCUCUGAUUUGUAUCUUGCAAGUUUGUAUAAACCAAUACCGGAAAUAAAAUGAGUGGUUUGUA